GACGUUGAACGCUGAAUCUCGACGAGCGGGGUAAGUGCGGCGCCUUGACGAGCGUUAGCAGCGUAACCCGGCGAUCAGCGUGCGAUUCAUCAAGAUUUCGGGGCACAGCCUCUGCUAGUCACAUAUACAUGGCCUUGGUGCGUUCCUGCAUACAUAGCUACUCCGGGAUAGCAUUGUGCGCGAUCACCACCCUAGCGAUGGUACCUUCCAAGUUUCGUAUGCUGCGCAAUCCUAGCUCAUGCAUUCGGGUAGCGUUUGUCUCCUCCCUUAGGCGACAUGCCAUGCACACAAGUCGCACAACGGGGUCCAGAUAGGCUGACUUACGACGACGGAUCGGGUGCCGACAAACGGAGCGCUAACGACUCGAGCAGACUUGUCUCUGUGCAGAGCGGCAGCUUGCUAUUGACCGCCGAUGCUGCUCGCUUUCCGCUCGAGGUCUUCGAGGACAUCAUCGACGCAAUGAACACCCGCACGUUACUUGCAGCGGCGCAGGUCUGCGCAGCAUGGUACCCUCGAGCCAUGCGCAACCUCUACUACGCCAUCGAGAUAAGCGGACGCAGAAGCUUCGACAUCCUGUUCAAGCAGCGUCGCACGUCUCCUUAUGUCAAGCAGUGGCUCGCAACUACGCGCGAGCUGCGAGUCAGAGACGGUAGCACCAUCGCUGUUCAAGUUGGUGGCAGAAAUCCUCGCUUUCUUCACGCACUCCCCCCAGCCCUUGGCCACGCACUGUUCAGAGUGCAGCGUCUUGCGAUCAGUGGGCUGCGUGGUGACGAGCACCCGACAUUUUUUCUUGGCCUGUCGCAGUUCUCGUCCGUCGUGUCACUGGAACUGUCCCUGUGUUCGCUGAACCACAUCUCACAGCUUCGGCGGAUCAUAUAUACCUUCCCCCUGCUUACAACACUCACACUAGAAGAUAUCCAAAUCGCUCCGCACGAUACUGUCAGUUCUGUGGGGGCAUCCUUUCGGUCACCAUCUGAUGUGCAUCUGCGCCAUCUACAUAUCACUGCGCACCGGAAGCCCGAAUUUAUCGACUGGAUAGCGCAGUCAGACCUCUGCGCCUCCAUCGAGGAUCUGACAAUCUGGCUACUGGUACAAGACGAAUCCGCGCGGCAAAGCGUCGGCGCACUACUCAAAAGCGCGGGGUCUUCCUUGACUCAAUUACAAUCUCAUAUUGUCCACGGCGACCUAGUGCACAACACCGCCUUGCGAUCCUUGGAUCUCUAUCUCAAUAGCGUCCCUCUCACGGCAAAAAACCAGGGGCUUAACACGGACAAACUAGCGCGCCAGUUACACGGCGUCCUCUCCACCGUCCGAAGCCACGAGCUCGAGCACAUCGCCAUCGCGACAAGCAUCCACUGCAACAAGAAGGACACCAUCCUCGCCGCUAUCCUCGAGCACCUCGCAUCCGCCCUCGAGCACCUCGAUCUGCGGGCCCUGCACGCGGCCAUGAGCCAGCCGUGCUUCGACGCGCUGAAGGCUGUCGACGUGAAGAUGGACAUGCGGGGUCUGCGGAUGGACAAGGGGGGCCUGCAGCGCCGCAGCAAGGCUGAGGUCGAGGAAUUCAGUCGGACGUUCGAGGCCAUGUUCCGGGGUUUUCUCCGGCCGUGGUCUGACCGCGGUAUAGUCAAGCGCUUCACCUGGGUACGAAUGCCGUAGACCCGUCUGCGCCCCAUGGCUUUCGAGACAAGCUCGUUUGCUCCGACCGGCGGUGACUCGUAGUCGGGACGCUGUCUGGGGUUUGGGAACUGAACCUGUUGGUUACAAAGCGCCAAGUCA
Messenger RNA from Fomitopsis serialis, 1776 nucleotides. RefSeq lists its product as uncharacterized. The record is from RefSeq and is a predicted model, not a curated record. NCBI's taxonomy places the organism in Eukaryota, Fungi, Basidiomycota, Agaricomycetes, Polyporales, Fomitopsidaceae. The coding region runs from base 277 to 1656 and encodes 459 amino acids. The transcript is spliced from 3 exons.